Chiroxiphia lanceolata (lance-tailed manakin) is the source of this 4689-nucleotide messenger RNA. RefSeq names its product NEDD4 binding protein 2 like 1 (gene N4BP2L1). Lineage: Eukaryota; Metazoa; Chordata; Aves; Passeriformes; Pipridae. The record is from RefSeq and is a predicted model, not a curated record. The transcript has 5 exons. The coding region runs from base 16 to 657 and encodes 213 amino acids.
CCCGGGGCCGCGGCAAUGGACGAGCGGCUGCUCCGCGCCCUCGGGGGGCUCAGCCUGGGGCCCCAGCGGGGCCGCGGCGGCGGGAGGCUGGUGCUGCUGCGGGGGCUGCCGGGCGCCGGGAAGAGCACCCUGGCCAGACAACUGAAACGUGACUAUCCCAGUGCCGUAGUUCUUAGUACUGAUGACUUCUUCAUUGAAAAUGGUGUAUACGUGUUUGAGCCUGACUUCCUAGAGGAUGCACACAAGUGGAACCAAAAAAGAGCACGCAAAGCAAUGAAGAAUGGGAAAAGCCCGGUUAUUAUUGACAAUACCAACAUCCAUGCUUGGGAAAUGAAGCCGUAUGUGAUAAUGGCGCGUGAAAAUAGAUAUGAAGUUACAUUCCAAGAACCAGAUACACCCUGGAAGUUCAAUGUUCAAGAACUGACAAGAAGAAAUAUUCAUCAUGUCCCUCGGGAAAAGAUACAACGGAUGAAAGAACAAUACGAGCACAAUGUUACAUUCCACAGUGUUCUUCACUCUGAAAAACCAAGCAGAGAUGAGGGAAGCUACAGUGGACCAAAUGCAUCUUAUGGCAUGGAUACCCAUUCCAAUCCUCUUUCAGAUUUCUCAAGGAGAAGACCUCACAGGACACGUGCAAACAACAUGACAUUUAACUGAAGAGGUGAUUCCUUGGUGUGUUUUAAUUAUCAGGGUAUAAAAGUCUCUAGUUUUAAAUUUUUUCUAAACUGUUUGUGUUUUUCUACUACAUUUCUAAAUUACUUUUCUUUCUUACAAACCUUUAAAUGGCAUUGGUCUGUGAUCUCACAGCUCUACGUGACCAAUCUAAGAGCGCUGUCCCCAGUACAAACUGUACUCCCUCUCAUCCCUCUUCCACCAGGAAAAUCCAUCUAAGUAGGAACUGGACUACAGGACUAGGUCUGUACAGCUGAAACACAAGGCUAUCAAAUACACAAACUAACUCAUAAUGACUUAAGAAAGGAGGAAAAACCUGUUUUUGCUAAGGGGAGAAAUCAACCUCUUCAGCCACUGAAUGCUGAGAAGCCACUGACUGACGGAUGAGUGGGAAAAGAAACUAUCCUGCUGUGGUUUUAUCCAUACUGUUACAUUCUGAUGAUUAUGUCCUUGUCAAGAAGCCUUGUGAAACAUUUUUAAAACUCCACUUGUCAAUUUUUUUACAUAGGUGUGGAUUAUUAAGCAGUGCCUAUAGAACAGACCGUGGUGAGGCAUUUUGCAGGAGGAAAUGAAGACAGCUCCCAUCUGACAUUAGGAAAUAUGGGUAUAACUGUGAUUCAUCUAGCAAUUUAGCAGAGAAGUCUGAGAGGUAUAAUGUUGUCUCUAUGCAAAAGUCAAGCUGUCUUCAGGACACAAUAGAUAUACAAGAUAAAUUGCAUUUUCUACUCAAAAUGCAUUAAAGCUUUAAGCAUCAUCAUUACGAACAAUUCUGAACUGGGGGCCCAGGGACUCUGGCUCUGCAGUAUUCCAUGGAAGUUUACAGAACUACCAGCGAGCUCGUGUCAGCCCAUUAUAGUUCUCCAGUCCUGCACUUGAGCCAGGUGAACAGCACAGGACCCCUGAAGGGUUGCUGAGUGGGAGCUGGUGGUCUCAGUUCUGAAACAUCCUCCCUCCUUUGAACCAUGCCUGGUGGGAAGCAGCAGGGCAAAGGGCAACCUGACAAGCAGCUAUUUGAAAUGUGGAGGUGGCAGCUGGUCCAGCAGGACUAUUUCCCUCUCCAAUGGAGAAACUCCAGUUCUGAGCUUAACCUGUUGAAAUCAAUGAGAACAAAAUAAUGAAUUCAAGCACUAUUUCAUCCCCAUCAGAAAGAUCUUGUGAUAAAAUCAAAGAAAGAUCUGAUUAUCUUUCACGAUGUUGUGGCCUCAAGUGCUUCUUUAAGGAGUAGCUCAGAAACACUGACCAAAGAUUUAUCACUAAUACCUUUGUGUGGCAUUUUGCUGUAAAUCAAAUAAUCAUAGCUGUUCUCUAAACCUUUUUUAGUGCUAUAUGGAAAGUGAAGAGGAAAGUACAAGAACAGACCCUAAUUACACAGAGCAACAUUUCAGAAUUAAAAUGUUCUGUACAGUAAAAAUAAGAUAACUAUUUUGCCCUGUUCUUCUGAUAGCCAAACAACUACUCUAAUGCUGCAGGGGGAAACAAAACUGAUCGCUUUAGACUGAAACAAAGAUCCUGCUGUAAUUUAAGAAUACAUCAGAAUCCAAACAAUGGCUUAUACAAUGUCAUAAACUCCUCAGCCAUACUGAUGUUAUUGUACAGUACAUAUUUGUGAGAAGUGUAUAAUUUCUUCAGACUAUUUUGCAGAUGAAAUGUUAUUUCAUGAGUCUGUUUUUGAGAUACAGCUUUAUUAAACAGAUUCCAGAUUUAAUGUACAAAGUGUAAAAAUAAUCUGAAUUUGAAAUAUAUACAAAACUGUACAUGGGUGUUUAGUAGCAUUUUCGGGAUUUUUGUCUUUGUAGCACUCUGCGGGCUGGUAACAAGUCCACGGGUUCCUUUGGGUCCUUCUGAAGAGUCUCAGCUACUUCAGAAUUGCUUUUUGAUGAGUUAUUUGCUUUCUCAGUAGACCUGGAACUACUUCUGGAUGAAAGAUCAUCAGAUAAAUUAGUAGCUAUUGUAUUGCUGGUUUCAUUUACAUAAUUCAUCUUCCUUUCUUCUGGUAAAUUAUUCAUGAGUGCUUGUGUAUUAAUCAUUGCCAGUUCUUCAUCAGCAACCAGGUCAUUCUCAGGAAGAUGGACAGUUUCUCUCAAUUUUCUACAGGGCAUGACACGACCAAUAUUCUGAUCUGUCUCUUUUGAUGACUUGCUACACUGUAAACCCAAACUUCGUGGGGGCUGGAAUGCUUUUUUAACAGAUGGAGAAAUUACUGAACAUAUUGGUGUCAGUGGUGGAGGGGCAGGUAUGCAACUGAGAAAGUCCAUAGCUUUUCUCUUUCUGGUGUUUUUGAGAUGCUCUUCACUAACUGUAGCAGGUGAAGGUGUUUUUGCUGACCCUGGUGUGACAAGUUUCAUAUAUGAUGUGAUAGUUGACAAAGGGCUUGGAUGCUUAAUUUUGAUUCUAGUAGAGAUCUAGUUAAAAAGAAAGAAGUUUAAUGAAAUGGAACAUUCUAUUCAACAUCAGCUUCCUCAAUUACUUCCACAAAAUGGGAAAAAAAAUCCUGAUAUAAAAAAACUUGAAGAUAACAAAACACACAAGACAGAUGCUACACAGCAAAUCAUUCAAACACACAUCUAACUUGAAAAUACUUUUCAUGUCUCAUUUGUUUUAAACUGGUUAAUAUAUUUGAUAAACAAAUAGAAACUAAACCUUCAGAAUUAAGUAUUAGCACUCUCUGUGAAAUGGAAAAGGGUUAGGCUUAUAUGCAUAAAUUUAGUCCCCAGGAACGGAAAUCACAUCAGGGUGUUUCCCCCCCCAUCACAACUAGUGGCAGGGAAAGUUUUUGUUCUGACUGCUCAGUACUCCACAUCAGAAACAACCUGCCUCCAGCAGCUUUCAUGGGAAACUUGAGUACUGUUUAAAACAAUUUUUGUCAAGACUGCUAUAAAAUGUAAACAUUUACUAGGUGAUACCUCUACCCCUUUAAAUCCUGGAAAUAGUAAACAAUAUCUAGUUAAAAGACCAGGAGGUAAAUUCUCUCAACAAAAAUAGGAACUGCAGAAUGCCAUAAAAGAAGAAUUUACAGAUCAAGAUUUUUCCUUCCAGUGACAUUCACAUCAGGUAAUCUUCACAGUGUGACCAAGGAAGUGAUAAAUUAUCUAUUGAGAAAUGAUGAUUCAUUUACUCACAUAAAAUUUAGAAUAUUUAAGUAUGCUGUGGAAACAUAGGCCAUAAGGGGAAGUUGUCAUGUACUGCUGGGAGGAAGAAUGGUCUUUCAGUUCCUCCUGGGGAAUAACAGUAAACCCGCCCAGAGAAAGUGUCUAAUCAGUUUGCAUUGCCUGAAGAGAAUGGAUGGAGUGGACUGAGAAGUGGGACCAUUGACCACAACCAUCAGUACAGAACUUACUUCUAGCCUCACUGCAUGCACUGCCAGUACAAACACAGUAUUAUUUAACAAAAGCUUACCAAACUUUUAUCCUCUGCAAAGUUACAGGAAGGCGAGGGGCUUUCCAAGCUGGAUCUUUUAGUUAAACUGGGUGUACGCAAGAGAUUUCUUUGUAGCAAAUUCAUCAAUUUACUUUCUGCAUCAGAGCAAAAGGAGGACACAUUCUGCAAAGGAGAACAGUUUGCAAUGCAGAACAGUUGUUUUUCAAAUUGUUUAAGUACUAUAUGCUCACAAAGUAUUUAGGACUUUCUUUUCUCAUCGUAAUCCCAGUAGAAUUUUAUUUUAUAUCAAACCAACAACUUGGAAGACUGCUGCACUUUCCGUGGAGGGAAAUAAAACUACCUUUUAUUGUGAGCAAGAAGAAAAAAAUUCUUUUGUAUUUAAACUUAUUUUUCAGUCAGAAAUGGGAAUGCAUGACCAGGACAUGGUAUUUAGCACUGCUAGAAAAUUGAAAUAAAAAAUAAAUAAAUGAAAUCAACAAUCCAAUACUGAAUAAACUCCACUGAGCAAGAGAGUAAAUUUCAGCUUUUAAAAGGCUGGAGGCCAAACCGUGCAUGACAGAUUCACUAUUGACAGAUAUAAGAUGCUUUGCCAGCCAGAGCAAAAGACGGUGUUGGUUGAACUGAAUUAAAAAAGAAAAA